Messenger RNA from Rotaria socialis, 1998 nucleotides. The record is from the annotation of a GenBank genome assembly. Lineage: Eukaryota; Metazoa; Rotifera; Eurotatoria; Philodinida; Philodinidae.
AUGCCUGUCUUCGGUAAUGGGAAGAAGAAAUCAGAUGAAUACAAUUGUAAAAUCUUCACGCUUGAUGCAGAAUUACAUUUUACUAUUGAAGCAACAACAAAGGGUAGUACAAUCUUUUCACUUGUUUGUCAAACGAUUGGCCUUCGAGAAUAUUGGUAUUUCGGUCUUAAAUUUAUUGAUAAAACAUCGCGCGAAUUGAAUUGGCUUCAAUUAAAUCGUACGAUUAUUUCAGAAUCAAUAGAAAUCUCAUCUAAUUCAAAUCCAUUGAAAACCCUCGAUUUACACAAUACAACAGAUAAUUUUAAUCCUCAUCUUUUACGUUCACCUCCAACGUCUGUAUCAACAUUAAGUCUUCCAUCGGCUACGAACAAUUCCAGUCGACAAUGCAGUAAAGUAACCAUCGAACUUUAUCUAGCUGUGAAACUCUAUCCCGAAGAUAUUACUUAUGAACUUAUACAAGAUAUUACACGACGUCUUUUCUAUCUACAAGUUAAACAGGAUAUUCUUAAUAUGAAUAUCUAUUGCCCACCAGAUACUGCUGCACAUCUUGCUUCGUUGUCACUUCAAGCAAAGUUUGGUGAUUAUGAACAAAUUGAAUCUUCAUUGGAGUCAGUAAAUUUAGAAAAUGAAGCUUUAUUACCAUUAACAUGCUUUCAAAAAAUCGAAUUAUCUCGUUCAGAUUGGUUUGCUCGUAUAAUUGCCUUAUGGCGUACACAUGCAUUACUAACGCGAGAAGAAGCUGAAAUGUCUUAUUUGAAGCAUGCACAAGAUUUAGAUAUGUUUGGUUUAUCAUUUUUUGAAAUAUCAAAAAUGCAAGGUGCACAGAGAUCUGCUUCACAGCAAAAACAAACAAUGAAAUCAACUGAUCAACAACAAGAACAGUUAGAUCAACCAACGAUUGCGCCAGAACUUUGGCUUGGAAUUGAUUCGCUAGGAAUUCGUUUUUACAAGAAAAAUAAACUAAGACCAGAAGUUUUCUUCUCAUGGUGUGAUGUUAAAUCUGUUACAGCUCAUGAUAAAAAAGUUAUAUUAAAUCUAACGACUGAUAAACAUGCAACAUUUGCAUUCUAUGCUAGAAAAUCAUCUGUGAGCAAGGAGAUACUUGAUUUAGCAUUGGGCAAUCAUGAAUUGUAUAUGAGACGUCGACAAGAACAAUCGAUUGAAAUACAACAAAUGAGAUAUUUUGAAGAACAACAACAAAAAGAAAAGAUGAGAUUAUUGGCGCAAGAACGUAAAUUGAGAUUACAAGCUGAAAAACAACGAGAUGAGAUCGAAAGUAAAUGUAUCGAUUAUCAACAACAAAUGAAAGAAGUUCAUGAAACAUUGCUUAAAUAUCAAGAAGCAACGGAAUUAUUAGCACGAAAAGCACAUGUAAAUAGUGAAGAAGCUCGAUUACAAGCCGCACGAGCACUUGAAAUUGAAGCACAACUUGAACGAUGUAAAUAUGAAAUAAGUCGAAAUGAAGAAGAAAAACGAUUAUAUGCUCGACAAAUUCAUGAAUGUGAACAAGUGAUUUCAACAUUAGUUAACGAUUCAAUAAAAACUCGUAAAGAAGCUGAUGAAUUGAAAUUAGAAGUUUCUAAAUGGCGUGUAGCUGAAGCAGCUGCAAGAGAAAAGCUUUUAAGUAUUACUCAACAUAAUCAAUCUGUUGCUAUUUCAAACGCAACAACACACACUCAACAUAAUCUCGCUUCAUCAUCGACAAGACCAACAACAGUAUCUCCGCCACCGUAUCGACCGAUUAAAAAAACUCAAGAAUCAAAUUCAACGGACGAAAGGGCUCAUUUUCUUGAGAAACAACACAAACAAACACAAUUAGCACUACAAUUGCAAGAUUUGAAAAAUGUAAUUCAAUCAAAAAAAAUUGAAGAACAACAAACAUCAUUGGAUAAGGCGUAUGAAGAAAGUGUAGCCAUUGGUGAUAAUAAAUAUUCAACAAUACAAAAGGCACGAUCAGGCACAACUUUAAGACGUAUGGCUAUGCUACAAGAUUUGUAA